AUUAAAGACCCCGACACCAUUAUCCCUCAUUUAUCUAUGGUUAACGAAUUAGUAGCCGAGCAUAUAUUUACUGUUCCAAAAGAAAUUGGUUAACACUCUCUACUUCUCUUCCAACGAAGAUGACUACAACGUAGACCUUCGCAAACUCGCAAUUGUAAUCUUCAUGAUCAUCGGUGAUGUUGAACGUCACGAAUAGUUACACUGAAUCGGCUUCCCCAGGACGCAAGCGAAAUCUCGAACGUCGCGUUGUGCAUAUAAUAAUACAUGAUAUGAUAGAAAAGUGAGUGUUAAUAAUAACAGUAGUUUAAUAGAAAUCGUAGAAAAAAAUGUUAACGAGCCGCCGAAUACUUUUCCUGAAGUUUUUAAUUGUAAUUGGCGUCGUGUGUCUGAUCAUUACACAGUAUCACAAUACAUCCGAUAUCAUAAGGGAAAUGCAGCAGUCUGGAAGAAACUUGGCAGCAUUAGAGCGGCAGCAAAGUUCCGUCGAUCAAUUAGAUCCCGCUGCGGGAAAUGUUCAGGUGGCGCAAGAAUUGGUCAUACCCACCGAGAAAGCGGAAAGAGUAUCGGAAGCGCUAAAUUUAGUUUCGUUCAAUGAAAGUUCUAGCAAUAAAGACGAUCCCGAGUUAACAAUUAUAAAUAAAGUACGAGAAGUGACCAAGUGUUUGGACAAACCCUUACUUCCCAAGAUACAGCAAAGGGGAGAUUAUUGGGUAUUGUACAACUACGUUAUGGCCGAGAAAAGACACAAAUGCCACGAAAGUAUUACUUACACCACCCAUGGGGAUUAUUCCUUUUUGGAUAAUGUAGUGCCCUUGUUAGAGAGAUGGAGGGGUCCAAUAAGUAUUGCGUUACAUGCGCCUGGCAAUGAUUUUCAACCCACUUUGGAUUCCAUUGCUUAUCUUCGUGAUUGCACGUCACCUUUAGUCAGGGAAUUCGUCACAUUUCACGUUUACUUUAGUACAAAACACGUUCCGAAACAGGUUCCCCAACAUGAUAAGGUUCUUCAAGACUUAUACAAUUGUUCGAUGACUCCACCGUAUUUCAAUAUAAGCAAUGACCAAAUGUACAAAGCACAGAAAAAGCUUUUAUACCCAGUCAAUGUAGGAAGAAAUGUGGCAAGAGAAAUGGCUCAAACUCAUUUCGUGCUCGCUUCAGAUAUCGAGUUAUAUCCUAGUCCAAAUAUAAUAACGCAAUUUUUAAAAAUGAUAUCCGUAAACGAUGGACCUCUAUUAGGAAAAAAUCCAAAAGUCUUUCCACUGCAUUUGUUUGAGGUGGCCGCUAAUCAGCAAAUUCCCGAGAACAAGACGCUGUUAAAGGAGAUGUUAGAUAACGGUACUGCUGUGCCUUUUCAUAAGCGGCUUUGUCCGGGAUGCCAUAAUGUACCCAAAUCGAAGGAAUGGCGAGCUGAAAAAGAAACUCAAGAUCUGCACGUGUUUCACGUCGGGAAACGAAACGGAUAUUACAUUCACUGGGAACCAAUUUUUAUUGGAACACAUGGUGAUCCUUUAUAUGAUGAGAGGCUUAGUUGGGAAGGAAAAAGUGACAAAAUGACGCAGGGCUACGCGUUAUGUGUACUGGAUUACGAUUUCCUCAUAUUGGAUAAUGUAUUUCUCGUUCAUAAGCCAGGAAUCAAAGUGUAUAAAAGAGAUGCUAAAAGAGACAUUUUGUCAGCAAAAACCAACCAUUUAAUUAAAAAAAUAAUCUUUCCCGAACUUAAAGCAUUGUAUGGCGUUAGAAAGGGCUGUGCUGUAUAGUUAAAUUAAUUUUUGUGUACUUAUCCAAAAGUGUACUGAUUAUUGUUAAGUAUAUAAUUAAUUACUGUAUUUCUUCUCCUUUAUUUUACAUUAUUUAUUCAUUAGAAUUUUUACCUAUGUACAUAAUUUUUUAUGACUGAUGAUUGAGAAUGUGAAUAUUUUAAUUGUAGAUAGGUAUAUGAAAAUGUUAUUUUUUCUCUUAAAUUUAUAAGUUCUUAUACCCAUGUGUGAACUUGAUAAUUACUUUGUUUUAUAUUUUAAUGUGCCUUAUAAAUGUGGUGAUUAUAUAUCUAUAUGAUAUUAAGUGUACAUAUAUAAUGUAAAAAGUCGCAUUCUGUUUAUUAUUAUUACUAUUAUUUUAAAACCUAUGAAGUAUUUCUCAGGAGUUACUAGUAUAGUUUGUAGAUUUGUUUGAGAUGCUUUGAAAUUUUGUUUAUUGUGUAUACGUUUAGCUUCUUUUGAUUAUAUUUAGUCACCACAAUACUUCUUUGUAGGUAUUGAAAAAGAUUUUUCGUUUAAACAAACAAUACCUAUUAGUCUAUAUAAUUAAUUGAUCAAUAUUUUAGUGGAGAUUUGUGUAAAGUUUGAUUAUUCUAUAAAUCGGAUCUUUAUAUGGGUGCUGACUUUUCGGUUAAAGUAGCGUGCCAAGAUCUAAAAUAUUGAGCAUUCCUAAAAUUGUUUUCCAUUAGUUGUUGGUAAUAGCUAGACAUUUUUAUACCUAAACAAAAUGAAGUAAAUGAAUCUGAAACAGUA
Molecule: messenger RNA, 2507 nt
Organism: Photinus pyralis (common eastern firefly)
Lineage: Eukaryota; Metazoa; Arthropoda; Insecta; Coleoptera; Lampyridae
Product: beta-1,4-glucuronyltransferase 1-like
Exons: 4
Coding region: 327-1754 (475 amino acids)
Source: RefSeq, a predicted model, not a curated record